Molecule: messenger RNA, 3024 nt
Organism: Venturia canescens
Lineage: Eukaryota; Metazoa; Arthropoda; Insecta; Hymenoptera; Ichneumonidae
Gene: Lfg
Product: protein lifeguard 1-like
Exons: 5
Coding region: 740-1696 (318 amino acids)
Source: RefSeq, a predicted model, not a curated record
CACGUACCGGGCGCGGUGACGCAUCGAUGUUGACGUUCAAAUUAUAACAUUGAUCAUAUAUAUAUAUAUAUAUAUAUAUCAUGCGUUAAUAUAUACACACAUGUAUAGGACGCGUCGUUUUCUCACAACAAUUUAUAUAUACUCUUAUACAACACUACUAAUAGCUAAUUAAUACAAAUUUUUGCAUGCAACCUUGAUACGACAUCGUAACAAUAUUUUAUUGAUUUACUUUUUUUCCUUUUAUACGCAAUAUAAAUUAUUGCGCAACAAUUCGCAAUUUUUCGGUAUUGAUUUCAGGCGGAAAUUUAUUUUUAUGAUAAAUGCGAGUGCAUCGACGCCCGGUUUACCAUCCCUAAGAGUUUCUUUGCUAUAAAUUGCAGAUAUAUCGUUUCCGCUGGAUUAAAGACAUUUUCCAUUUUCUUGAAUCUUCUUUUUACCUAUUUUCGGAUGUGACGACGCAUAUCACGAUAACAAUGCGACACGAAUAAGGGACUUAUCUCUGAUUCACUUAUUAUCUUUAUAUUCUCAUCGUUUCCAUUUGACUUAAAAGUCGUUAUGUUUUCGUGCAAUCGUAACUUAUAAUUAUAAUGAAGAAGCAUUGUUUGAAGAAAACAAUCUUUUUAAAUUAUUUUCGGUUCGAAUUUAAAAUACCAUCAAUUUUUUUUCCAAAAACGAUAGUCAACUGUUUGCGAGUUUGAGGAAUAUUGAUUUUUUUUAGUUAAAGCAGCAAAAAAAGAAGAUGACAACCUGGCAAGGAGGUCCGGGAGCAGGAUACCCUCAAGCUCCACCAGGUCCUGGAUUUGUUUUGCCUGACAAUAACGGCCCGUACGGUCAAGGACCACCACCAUCUGGAUAUCCGCCGUACGGUCAAGGUCCUUACGGCCAAGGUCCUUACGGACAAGGUCCUCCCCCCCCAGGUAGCGUUCCAUACGGUCAACCUCAACAGCCAGGCAUGUACGGUGCUCCUUACCAAGGUGCAUCCGGGCAAAUGGACGAUCCAAUGGGAGACGAUGGAAUAAAGGGUUUUGAUUUCUCUGACAAGAGCAUACGACAAGGUUUCAUCAGAAAAGUGUACAUGAUCCUAAUGUGCCAGCUUCUCAUAACAAUGUCAUUGAUAGCUUUAUUCAUGUACCAUGCACCAACCCAAAAAUGGGUUCAGAAAAACACUUGGAUGGUUUGGACGUGUCUCGGAAUAACCAUCGUUCUCCUCAUUUCGAUGGCUUGCUGUUCAAGCGUACGACGAAAAGCACCAAUGAACUAUGUGUUCCUAACUAUUUUCACUCUCGCAGAAGGCGUCCUCUUGGCUUCUAUCUCUUCUGCCUAUCAAGCUGAUGCGGUUUUGAUGGCAGUAGGAAUAACAGCGGUCGUGUGUUUGGGCCUUACGAUAUUUGCGUUCCAAACAAAAUGGGAUUUCACAGCGAUGCAUAGCGUGCUGUUUGUCGCAUUGUUGAUACUCAUGCUCUUUGGGAUAUUGGCGAUUUUCAUACACGGAAAAACGAUGACUUUGAUUUAUGCUUCCUUAGGCGCGUUUGUUUUUUCGAUGUACUUGGUUUACGACACGCAAAUGAUGGUCGGUGGAAAUCACAAGUAUUCCAUAUCGCCGGAAGAGUACAUUUUCGCAGCUCUCAAUCUCUAUCUGGACGUUGUUAACAUUUUCCUUUACAUACUGACCAUUAUUGGAGCGUCCCGAGAUUAAGAACGAAAAAUGCUGUUCUUUUCUUUCUUAAAUUAAAAAUCUGUGAAAGAAAUACUACAAAAAGAAAAUAUUUGCGUCGCUAACUUUAUUUAUUUAAACUCUAGUUCAUCGAUGUUUAUUAAAAAACAACUGGAACCGUAAAAGUAAUAUAUGAGCCAAGGAGCAAAAAUCUUGCGAGUAUUAUGCCUGUAAGGUUUCUUCAACACAAUUUUUCGUUAAACACGACUUCUAUUCCUCUAAAUUCCACUAAUUAGAAGGAAGCCAUUUCAACCGUUGAGUUUUUGCAUUAUUUGUUUCGACAAAUUUUAAACAUUUCUUCGAAAUAGAACAUCGUCGAGAAUCUAUUCUUUCUCAAUAAACAUGUUUUUGACAACAGAUUUUCGAUUUUUUUUUUUUUUUUUUUUUUUUUAACAACACGAGUCAAUGUGAGAAAAGUAAUUCAGCCAAUUAUUGAAAUUGCAAACAAUUAUCGGCUUUGGUGUAAUAAAAGAGGUCAUGUGCUCGUAAAAUUUUGGAAAUCCUCUUUGGAUUAAAAUUUCAAUGAAACAAGAUUAAUUGCUAGAAAUAAGAUGGAAAUAAUGCUAAACACAAAGUCGUUUCCAACGCUAGUCCUCCUAGAUUCGUUGCGUUUUGUCACAUGACGUAACCAUAAAUUUACUACAAGCAACGAAAUGCAAAGCUUUUUCAUUCCGACUGUAAAGCGUACCCACCCUGGACUUGGAGGAUAAAAAUUCAAGUUCGAAAGUAAUAACUAUUCGUUUCUAUGGACGCGCAAAAAUAUGCAAAAAGUUGAAGAAAAACAAAAAAAAACGUAAAACCCGACUGUUCAUUGUUUUCUACCGUGUUUGUCUUUUGCGCGUACGCUAUACUGGAAGUAUUUUCAUAUUUAAAUAGUAUGGUAGAAUUUUUAAUAAUACUGUAAAUUCUUGUUACUCAUUCAAGAAUUAAAAAAUAAUCUUCGAUGUCAAUUAAGUUUUAAUUAAUUAAAUGUACUCAAUUGUUUGUGUAUUGAAUAGUUUAAUUUCGUUGAUUCACUUUCAAUGGAAUAUAAUUUAUUUAAUUGAAUUCAUCGAUCAAUUGACUUUUAAUUGAUUAAUUCUUAAUAAAGAAUUCGCUUUAUUUACAGCCUGCAUUGAACAUUGUAAUUUACGAUGAUAUGACGAAUUGUGAUGGAUGCGCUCUCGAACCGUUCGUUGCAAACACUUUGAUAUGAAUUCUCAUGAAUCGAAGAUUUCGUCAUUCAUAAUGUAUAAGAUUGUAAAAGGAUUAUAUAAAUGGAAAAAAAUAUAUGCAAAGCAAUGCUCGUAUAUGCGAUGAAAGGAAAAAUA